AUGAGCAGUGCUGUGCUGGUGACUCGCCUCCCAGACCCCAGCAGCAGCUUCCACGAGGAUGCCCCCCGGCCCCCCGUUCCGGGGGAAGAAGGGGAGACCCCACCGUGCCAGCCCGGGGUGGGAAAGGGCCAGGUCACCAAACCCAUGCCUGUCUCCUCCAACGCCAGGCGGAACGAGGGUGGGCUGGGAGAGCCUGAGGGGCGGGCAUCCCCGGACUCCCCUCUGACCAGGUGGACCAAGUCUUUGCACUAUUUGUUGGGCGAUCAAGACGGUGCUUAUCUCUUCCGCACUUUCCUGGAGAGGGACAAAUGCGUGGAUACCUUGGACUUCUGGUUUGCCUGCAAUGGGUUCAGGCAGAUGAACCUGAAGGAUACCAAAACUUUACGAGUAGCCAAAGCGAUCUACAAAAGGUACAUCGAGAACAACAGCAUCGUCUCCAAGCAGCUGAAGCCUGCCACCAAGACCUACAUUAGAGAUGGCAUCAGGAAGCAGCAGAUUGACUCCAUCAUGUUCGACCAGGCCCAGACUGAGAUCCAGUCGGUGAUGGAGGAAAAUGCCUACCAGAUGUUUUUGACUUCUGAUAUAUACCUCGAAUAUGUGAGGAGUGGGGGAGAAAACACAGCUUACAUGAGUAACGGGGGCCUGGGGAGUCUAAAGGUCGUGUGUGGCUACCUCCCCACCUUGAAUGAGGAAGAGGAGUGGGCUUGUGCCGACUUCAAGUGCAAACUGUCACCCACCGUGGUGGGCUUGUCCAGCAAAACCCUGAGGGCUACAGCCAACGCGAGGUCCACGGAGACCGUUGAAAAUGGAUACAGGUCCUUCAAGAGGAGCGACCCUGUUAAUCCAUACCACGUAGGUUCUGGCUAUGUCUUCGCGCCGGCUACCAGCGCCAAUGAUAGCGAGAUAUCCAGCGAUGCACUGACUGAUGAUUCCAUGUCCAUGACGGACAGUAGUGUAGAUGGAAUCCCUCCUUAUCGUGUGGGGAGUAAGAAACAGCUCCAGAGAGAAAUGCAUCGCAGUGUGAAGGCCAAUGGCCAAGUGUCUCUACCUCAUUUCCCGGGCGUGGUGGUGGAUGUAGUGGUGGUGGACGUGCUUCGUCGUCUGCUUGGUCACGAAGCCCUUGGCUCCCAGGAGGGGGCAACCGGCCUGCGAGGCGGCCACGGGGGGCAACUUGCCCCCGGGCGGGAGGAGGGGGUGGUGCUGCUGGUGGUGGUGGUGGUGGUCGGGGGAACGGGAGCGGGGGCUCUGCUGCUGCAGAUGCACCAGGCAUGUUUUGCCCUCCCCAUGCUCCCCUGGGUAAAAAGGGAGAAAGCAGACAGCUCUGCCCGCAACGUGCGCUUGCCCUGGUGUGCGUGCCGGGCCGAAGACCGCAGCCUCGGAGCUGUCCGCAGGCGGUUGGCCGCCCGGCCCGCUGCUCCCGGGGUGGCCUCCCGUGAUGCCCCGGUGGCCGUCAUCAGUCGGAUGCGGGCCGAGGUUUACAUGCACGCCAGCUGCAGCAGAACCCUCAGGACCCCUUUGUAUUACUUCAAAAAAGCAAGCGACGAGUUUGCCUGCGGAGCCGUGUUUGAGGAAAUCUGGGACGAUGAGGCCGUGCUCCCCAUGUACGAAGGCAGGAUUCUGGGGAAGGUGGAGAGGAUCGAUUGA
Molecule: messenger RNA, 1644 nt
Organism: Puma concolor (puma)
Lineage: Eukaryota; Metazoa; Chordata; Mammalia; Carnivora; Felidae
Source: RefSeq, a predicted model, not a curated record